This is a messenger RNA of Lemur catta (Ring-tailed lemur), 3111 nucleotides long. RefSeq names its product nuclear VCP like (gene NVL). The transcript is spliced from 23 exons. Gene Ontology annotation, molecular function: ATP hydrolysis activity; preribosome binding; ATP binding. Bases 60 to 2627 code for a protein of 855 amino acids. The record is from RefSeq and is a predicted model, not a curated record. Gene Ontology annotation, biological process: ribosome biogenesis. Lineage: Eukaryota; Metazoa; Chordata; Mammalia; Primates; Lemuridae. Gene Ontology annotation, cellular component: nucleus.
GAGGACCCCGCGGUCACGUGGAGCGGGCGGCCCGCGCUGUGGUCAGGGAGACGCAAGCGAUGAAGCCCAGACCCGCCGGGUUCGUGGACAAUAAACUCAAGCAGCGAGUUAUCCAGUACCUCGCCAGUAACAGAUGCGGCAAAUAUGUGGACAUUGGAGUCUUGGCAUCUGAUUUACAAAGAAUGUACAGUAUAGACUAUGGUCGAAGAAAAAGAAAUGCUUUUCGGAUUCAGGUAGAAAAAGUAUUUAGCAUCAUUAGUAUUGAGAAAGAAUUUAAGAAUCUAACAGAAUUAGAAGAUGAACAUGUGGCUAAAAGAGCAAGACAAGGCGAAGAGGAUAAUGAGUAUACUGAAAGCUACACUGAUGAUGAUUCAGAUGUGGAAGAUUACCCAGAUCCACAGUCAGCAAAUCACAUGAACAGUUCCCUGCUCUCUUUAUAUCGGAAAGGAAAUCCUGAUUUUGUUUCAAAUACUCCUGAGAUGACGCAAAAAGAAACCAUCACUUCAGCACCGCAGCUCACUUCCAAAACAGGCUCCGUUUCUGUGAAGACGCCUGCCAGAGAUGCUGGGGGAGGAUGGUUUAUUGACAAAAGCCCCGGUGGAAAGAAAGACAGUUUUUCCUUGGACCUAUCAUGUGACAAAAGUAAUCAUAAGAAGCCAAUCACUGAAAUACAGGAUUCAAAAGAUUCUUCUCUUUUGGAGAGUGAUAAAAAAAGGAAAGGCAGGCUAAGGCACAAAGGAAGCAAAAGGAAGCAAGAAGAUCUUCAGGAAGUCGAUGGAGAAAUCGAAGCCGUCCUGCAGAAGAAAGCAAAAACCAAAGGGCUUGAAUUCCAGGUCUCCAGUGUGAAGUUUGAAGACGUUGGAGGCAAUGAUAUGACACUAAAAGAAAUCUGCAAGUUGCUCAUACACAUGCGCCACCCGGAGGUGUACCACCACCUGGGGGUCGUGCCCCCUCGGGGGGUUCUCCUUCACGGGCCCCCAGGCUGUGGGAAGACGUUACUUGCACAUGCGAUUGCUGGGGAACUUGACCUGCCAAUUCUGAAAGUGGCUGCUCCGGAGGUCGUGUCUGGGGUAUCUGGAGAGUCUGAGCAGAAGCUGAGAGAACUGUUUGAACAAGCUGUGUCAAAUGCACCAUGUAUCAUUUUCAUCGAUGAAAUUGAUGCUAUAACCCCCAAAAGAGAAGUUGCCUCAAAAGAUAUGGAACGAAGAAUUGUAGCCCAGCUCCUAACUUGCAUGGAUGAUCUGAAUAACAUGGCUGCCACGGCUCGGGUCCUAGUUAUUGGAGCUACUAAUCGCCCAGACUCGUUAGACCCUGCUUUGAGACGUGCAGGAAGGUUCGACCGAGAAAUAUGCCUUGGUAUCCCAGAUGAAGCAUCCAGGGAAAGAAUACUUCAGACUUUGUGCAGAAAACUGAGACUUCCUGAGGCUUUUAAUUUUUGUCACUUAGCACACCUAACGCCGGGCUUUGUCGGUGCUGAUUUGAUGGCGCUCUGCCGGGAGGCGGCCAUGUGUGCCGUCAACAGGGUUCUGAUGAAGCUACGGGAGAAGCAGGACGAGCCUGAGACUGAAGCUUUGCCCCCUGAGGGAGCCCAGGAGGAAAGGCUGAGCACCGAGCCCGCUUCUAAAACACAGGAUGAAUUGCAAAGUCUGCUGGGGUUGCUAAGAGACCAAGAUCCCCUCUCAGAGGAGCAGAUGCAAGGACUGUGCAUUGAAUUGAAUGAUUUCAUUGUUGCUCUAUCCUCAGUCCAACCGUCUGCCAAAAGGGAAGGCUUUGUCACUGUCCCUAAUGUGACAUGGGCAGAUAUUGGUGCCCUGGAAGAUAUUAGAGAGGAGCUCACCAUGGCAAUAUUGGCACCGGUACGUAACCCGGAUCAGUUCAAAGCCCUCGGCUUGGUGACGCCAGCCGGAGUUCUACUUGCUGGUCCUCCUGGCUGUGGGAAAACUCUGCUGGCGAAGGCUGUAGCAAAUGAGUCUGGACUAAAUUUUAUAUCUGUCAAGGGCCCCGAAUUACUAAAUAUGUAUGUUGGUGAGAGUGAACGAGCUGUGCGACAGGUUUUUCAACGAGCCAAGAACUCAGCGCCCUGUGUGAUUUUCUUUGAUGAAGUGGAUGCUUUAUGUCCUCGAAGAUCAGACCGAGAGACAGGAGCGAGUGUCCGGGUGGUGAAUCAGCUGCUUACGGAGAUGGACGGCCUGGAAACACGGCAGCAGGUGUUCAUCAUGGCAGCCACUAACAGGCCAGACAUCAUUGACCCAGCAAUCCUGCGCCCAGGCCGGCUGGACAAAACGCUCUUUGUGGGUUUACCACCUGCAGCAGACCGUCUUGCCAUCUUAAGAACGAUCACAAAAAAUGGCACCAAACCUCCACUGGAUGCAGAUGUAAAUUUGGAAGCAAUUGCUGGUGACCUUCGCUGUGAUUGUUAUACGGGUGCAGAUCUCUCUGCUUUGGUACGGGAAGCUUCUGUAUGUGCCUUGAGACAGGAAAUGGCAAGACAGAGGAGUGGAAAUGAAAACGGUAAACUCAAGGUUAGUCAUAAGCACUUUGAAGAAGCUUUCAAGAAAGUAAAACCAUCUGUAUCAAAAAAGGAUCAAGUAAUGUAUGAACUUCUGCAGCGGUCCCUCAGCCAGUGACAUCUCCAGUAGCCCGUGCGUGGAGCUGGCAGAGAAGCGGGCACAUCUGAGGUGUCCACUUGCAGCUUGACCCAGAUGUGGGCUCAUGUGGUUGCACUUCUUUGUCAACUUACGGAGGCCAAGCUGGAGCUGAAGAUUCUUCCUGUCUGACCAGCCCUGCGUGAAAAUGCCCUACUUCCUCUUUUAAAAAAAAUUAUUUUUUAACUGCUGACAUAAAAUAACUGAUAAAUUUUUUGAAUAAAAUUUUUAUUUUGAAUAAUCUCAACCAUACAGAAAAGUUACAAAGAACUACUUUUCCCCUGGAUGACCUGGGAACAAGUGGCCUACCUGAUGCCCUGUUCCGCCCUUUCAUGGAGCCCUGUGUGCGGAGCACUGCGGCGUGUGUUCCACCAUGCCGGCUGAUUUCUCGAUUUUCAGUAGAGACGGGGUCUUGCUCCUGCUCGGUUUGAUUUCAAACUCCUGGCCUCAACCAAUCCAAGUUCGA